Molecule: messenger RNA, 1091 nt
Organism: Aspergillus versicolor CBS 583.65
Lineage: Eukaryota; Fungi; Ascomycota; Eurotiomycetes; Eurotiales; Aspergillaceae
Product: D-mandelate dehydrogenase-like dehydrogenase
Exons: 3
Coding region: 1-984 (327 amino acids)
Cellular component (GO): cytosol
Molecular function (GO): NAD binding; hydroxypyruvate reductase [NAD(P)H] activity; glyoxylate reductase (NADPH) activity
Source: RefSeq, a predicted model, not a curated record
AUGCCACCGUCUAAACCCUUCGUCCUUUUCUUCAAUCCCGUCAAACAUGCCAGGUCCUUCCUCGAGAAGCUCCAGCAGGUGGCGCAUACGGAAGUCGUGACAAGCAGGAGUAGGACCGAGUUCUUCCACGAUCUCCAGCAUAAGUACAGAAACAUCUUCGCCAUCUACAGAACUUCAUCCAGUGGUGCCGUGGCCGGUAAAUUCGACACCGAGUUCAUAGACCAGCUUCCUCCGAGCUGCAAGUAUAUCUGCCACAAUGGCGCUGCCGCCUGUACCCAACGCGGUAUCAUCGUCACCAACGCCCCCGACCCCGUCACCGACGCAACCGCCGACCUAGCUCUAUUCCUACUUUUAGGCGCCCUCCGCCAGCUGAAUCCCGCGCUCGCCUCUCUUCGCGCGGGGAGAUUCAAAUCCGGCGUCGACGUCGGGAAUGAUCCCCAGGGCAAAGUUCUGGGUAUUCUCGGCAUGGGACGAAUCGGCCGGGCUAUUAAGAAGCGAUGCGAUCCAUUCGGCCUUAAGACCGUGUACCACAACCGCUCGGAACUUCCGCCUGAGCAAGCGGCGGGUGCUGAAUACGUCUCCUUUGAGAGACUUCUAACUGAGAGCGAUGUGAUUAGUGUCAAUGUGCCCCUGACGCCAGCUACAAGACAUCUUAUCGGCCCGUCGGAGCUGGCGAGGAUGAAGCGUGGUGUUGUUAUUGUGAAUACGGCCCGGGGCGCGAUUAUCGAUGAGGCGGCUUUGGCGGAUGCAUUGGAGAGUGGACAUGUUGGAGCUGUGGGUUUGGAUGUUUAUGAAAAGGAGCCGGAGAUUAAUGAGAAGCUGUUACGACAGGAAAAGGCCUUGAUGGUGCCGCAUGUUGGGACGCAUACUGUUGAGACCCUGGCGAAGAUGGAGGCUUGGGCGAUGGAGAAUGUGCGAAGGGCGGUUAUUGGGGAUGUCUUGCUUUCGCCUGUCCCUGAGCAUCGCAGACAGAGUAAGGUGUAGUCCAGCCGCACGACCUGCCGGUCGAAUACUUGAAAGACUAUAGAGCACACAUAGAAAGUCUGACCCAUCAAAGGUCAUAACAGAAUUGGUUCCCCGCUCGGCUCCCC